This is a messenger RNA of Hipposideros armiger (great roundleaf bat), 4250 nucleotides long. RefSeq names its product syntaxin 1B (gene STX1B). The coding region runs from base 284 to 1066 and encodes 260 amino acids. The transcript has 11 exons. The record is from RefSeq and is a predicted model, not a curated record. NCBI's taxonomy places the organism in Eukaryota, Metazoa, Chordata, Mammalia, Chiroptera, Hipposideridae. Gene Ontology annotation, cellular component: synaptic vesicle; endomembrane system; plasma membrane. Gene Ontology annotation, biological process: exocytic insertion of neurotransmitter receptor to postsynaptic membrane; synaptic vesicle fusion to presynaptic active zone membrane; intracellular protein transport. Gene Ontology annotation, molecular function: SNAP receptor activity; SNARE binding.
CCCCCGCCCGCGGCACUCCCCCGGAGGCUCCGGUGUCCCCCCGGCGCCCCCAGACCCCGGCCUUCAGCACCGAGGCAGAAGGCAGGAGCAGCAGCAGAGGCAGGAGGACGAGGAGGAGGAGGAGGAGCCGUCGCAGGAUGAAGGAUCGGACUCAGGAACUGCGGAGUUUUUCAUCCAAAGCAGAUUACCAUCCAUAAUCUCGUUAGACCUUCACCAGCCUCCUGGUAAGGCGAAAGACAGUGACGAUGAGGAGGAGGUGGUCCAUGUGGAUCGGGACCACUUCAUGGAUGAGUUCUUUGAACAGGUGGAAGAGAUCCGGGGCUGUAUUGAGAAGCUGUCGGAGGAUGUGGAGCAAGUGAAGAAACAGCACAGCGCCAUCCUGGCUGCCCCCAACCCAGACGAGAAGACCAAACAGGAGCUGGAGGACCUCACUGCAGACAUCAAGAAGACUGCCAACAAGGUUCGAUCCAAGUUGAAAGCGAUCGAGCAAAGCAUUGAACAGGAGGAGGGGCUGAAUCGGUCCUCCGCGGACCUGCGCAUCCGCAAGACCCAGCACUCCACACUCUCCCGGAAGUUCGUGGAAGUAAUGACCGAAUAUAACGCGACCCAGUCCAAGUACCGGGACCGCUGCAAGGACCGGAUCCAGCGGCAGCUGGAGAUCACGGGAAGGACUACGACCAACGAAGAACUGGAGGACAUGCUGGAAAGCGGAAAGUUGGCCAUCUUCACUGACGACAUCAAAAUGGACUCGCAAAUGACGAAGCAGGCCCUGAACGAGAUUGAGACGAGACACAAUGAGAUCAUCAAACUGGAAACCAGCAUCCGCGAGCUGCACGACAUGUUCGUGGACAUGGCCAUGCUUGUGGAGAGCCAGGGUGAGAUGAUUGACCGCAUCGAGUACAAUGUGGAGCAUUCUGUGGACUACGUGGAGCGGGCUGUGUCCGACACCAAGAAAGCUGUGAGAUAUCAGAGCAAGGCCCGGAGGAAGAAAAUCAUGAUCAUCAUUUGCUGUGUGGUGCUGGGAGUGGUGUUGGCGUCAUCCAUUGGGGGAACGCUGGGCUUAUAGGGCCCCCACCCCUGUCUCCCCAGACCCUUCCCCCACCACAUCGGGAGCAAUACCCCCACCACCCCUUACACUCCACUCCCCACCCCCGGCCCCGCUCCAGGCUCAGCCCCAAGACAGACCCAGGCAGCUCCCCCUUUUCACCCCCGUCAGAUGAGUCCCUGGACCUCAGCGCCAUGGAUCACCCCGCCCUGCACAUAAAUAGCAGCAGGCGUGCACACACAUGCACACCAAUAUGCAUGCCGCCGGUGCGUGCUCAAGACGUGUGGACAGCCCAGCGUGCGUGCGUGCACGCGCAUGCUCGUAAAUGUGUCUGGAGGCGCCUCCUCACCCUCCUUGCCCCAACCUCGAGUCUGUGUGUUGUCUGAGCUUCCCUCAUUCACUUGGUUGUUGUGUAGACUGUGGCGGGUGUAACACAGCAACCCACCAAGCCCUGCUCUGUUGUGUGUGUGUGUGUGGCCACACAAUUUGUGUACGUGGAAUUUUGUGUUUAUUUGAAUCUAAGGCAACAGCACUUCUCCCAAUGACACCCCCAUACCCCGUGUCUGCUACAAAGGGGGCGCAUUGUGAGUGCACAGAUGCUCACGCUCACAUUCCCAGAAGCUCCAGGCACACCCCAGUGUAUGCAGAGAAAUCCUUCCCGGCUUAGUCGCACAGGCUUAUGUCCCGGGGAGAGUGUAUGUGUGUGUGAGUGUGUGUGAGUGUGUGUGUGUGUGUGUGUGUGUGUGCGCGUGUGCGUGCACAUGUGUGCCGUGGUGUUCUGCCAAGAUGAGUGGCAGUGUAUACGCAGAAAUAACCUAGCUUGCUUUGUGUAUAUGUGUGCAUUUCCCCCAGCAGGUGAUGAUGUGAGAAAUAUGUGUGUAUCAGAAUGUGCCUGAAGUGGGGGUGGGGCUCCAUGUUGUGCAUUGGACCUGUGUUUGGGGUGGCGCAGAAGUCUAUAUUUCUGUGCUAUGUAGAAUAUUUGUGAGCGCGCGCGCGUGUGUGUGUGUGUGUGUGUGUAGACACUUUCCGUGCAGUGUUUCUGCCUCCUGGGUAUUACAUGCACACAUGUUUCUCUUUAAGGACUUGUGCCCAUCCAAGUUGGUUUAGGCGGGUUUGUUUGCCCUCCCUCUGCCCUGCUCUGCUGCCCCAUAGCUGGAAUGGCCUCUCUUUUCUACAGCCACAUCGUGACAGGGUCCAGCCCUGUGCACACAAGCCCACAUGCUUAUCUCCCUGUUUCUGCCAGAGGUCAGGCUGCACCCUAACAGCUGGUACAGCACAUGCUCACGCAGGCUGAGGCAGAGGGACUCAUGAAGGUGGCUGCACACACACAAGCACACACACAUGCAGAAGAGCACACGUGUGUGCUAACACACACAGGCCUGCACCCCUUUGCACACAAAUGUCUCCUGGAAGGGCUGUUGUGAGAACAGUACUGUGAGGCCAGUGCCACAGGCUCUCCCAGAUGCACUGAAAGUGACAGUGCCCCUGCCUUCCUCACACCACAGAGCUGGGAGAGGCCGGUACUGGACCUAUUCCCCAUCGGAUGCUUUGGGCUCUGCCUUGGGGAUCUUGGGUGUGGGGAACUUUAUUUCACACACCCUGGAGUGGCUGGUGUGGCAGCGGCCACUGAAGGUGGGCUAUGUCCCAGGACCCAUGCCCUGGAUCCAUCUGCUAAAAUGUCUGCAAUAGCUGCUCCCCCACCAGGGUGUGACUGGGGGUGGGACACAGGCUGGGUGUCUGAUGCUGAGGAAAGCUAGCUUCUCUCUCAUGUGGACCAAUUGUGCACAGGUGUGUGUGUGUGUCCGUUUGGUGGCAGGUGGGAGGUACGUGGGCAAAGGACAAUAUUAGAAGACCCCCAGUUCACGGCCAAGAAACAUGAACACACAAGUAAGGACUGUGUCCUGCCCUGGGGUUGGGUGUACAUGUGCACAAGGUAUGUGCAGAUCGUGUCCCAGGGUACCACUUUUCGUGGAACGUGUGUGCGUGUGUGUAAGAGACAGAAAAUGUAGAUGUGACCUGGAACAGUUACCCUGCCCACCCCCGCCCCAGCUCAGACAGCCAGCCUCUUUCCAACUGGGCUGUUGGAGCCCCAUCUGUGUGUAGCCCACACGUAUAACCAAGGUGGGCUGUCCUGAGGAGGGCGCCUGUCUGCUUGUUCCCAGAAUGCCCUUCUGCAGAGCAGGAAAUUUGCCUGUGUCUGACUAGCCCUCCUGCUCCUUCACGGGCUUCUUUGGGAACUGCCGGCGGCCCCUUUUCUUCCUGCUGCCCAGUUAGGACACUCAGCCUAGGCGUUUCUGGAAUUUUCGCAGCCUGGGGGACAGAGGAGAAGGGUGGAGCCAUGGCUGGAAUGAUGCCACUACCUCCUUGAGGGGUAGUGGUUCCCUAGCUGCCCAUCUCAGCCUCAGUUGUACUAGAGGAUCCCCGAGAGUGUGUGAUGCCCCAAUUUCCACAAGUCCUAUGCAUCAUAGGAUGUGUUUGCUUGUUGGGUGCUGUGUCUGUAUGUGUCCUGGAGUGUUGUCUGGGGGCUAGUGUCUUCUGCAUGUUCUCAGAGGAGUGUGUGCUGCCCACCUUCCCCACACCUAUAACCACGUGUGCCCCGUGGGUGGUCCAGGCCUGGCCAGGGUUCGCUGCUUCCCCUCCCCAUUUCUCCCUAGCCCCGCCUCUCACAAAGCACACUGCGCGUGUCCAUCCCAUGUGCCUGUGGGUUGACGCACUCUUGCCACGCCUCAAGCGUGUGUACAUGAUGUGUUCUAUGCAUUCACCCUGCCCCCCCCCCAGUCUGCCCCGCAAAGGACAAGAUGGGCGGCCCCUGGCUCCCUUCUCCCCUACCUGCCCCUGCCCGCUGUGCAGCCAUGUGCGUUGGCGUGUGUUUCCGUGUCGCUGACGUGUCACGUGAUGUAGCCGUAUUUGCUGACAUGAGCCCCUGGCCCUUCUGUUUCUCCAUUGGUUUCUAGAGCUCUUUCCUUCUCCUCCCCAGAGGGGACAGGACUCUCGGGGCCUGGCUGGGGGCCCAGAGCCAGGUCACCCUCUCCUGUUAGCCCUCAGAGACCCAUUUCUCUCUAUUGGUGACCAAGUUGCAAAUGGAUAAAACACAGGAAAAUUCUGCCCUCUCUCCCCAGCCCUGCAUGUCCUGUCCCCAGAGGCCCCCACCCCCACCCUGGGCCGGGUCGGCCCCAUGGGACGGGAGAAAUAGCAACCAAUCCAA